Molecule: messenger RNA, 1199 nt
Organism: Procambarus clarkii (red swamp crayfish)
Lineage: Eukaryota; Metazoa; Arthropoda; Malacostraca; Decapoda; Cambaridae
Product: germ cell nuclear acidic protein-like
Source: RefSeq, a predicted model, not a curated record
GUCUGGUUGAUUGGUAAACAAGAUAAUGGCGGGAGGGAGCAGACGGUGGUUGGAUAAGGAGAGAGCAGAGUAUAGUGGAGAGGUCAGUCAAUGAUAUAAAAACAAGGAGGUGUGUUCAGUCAUCACUUCUCCACCAGGAACCAUGGCCACACCGUCACCCAAGACCUGCCUGACGGCGUGUCUCCUGCUGCUGCUGACGGUGGCUUCCCUUGUGGCUUCCGCCCCCUUCCCCGACCACCUCGACUUCCCCGGGAAUUCCCACGGCUUACAUGUUGAGAGACACGGCAAGCAGGACGACGCCCAGAGCCCCAGCAAUCAAGACGACGCUCAGAGCCCCGGUAAGCAAGAUGUGAAAAAUGACAACCUGAACGAAGGUGAUAUCCCUCCUGCAAACCUGGGAUCAAACAACACGCUGUCUUACACACUGGAGGAACGCAGUACUCUCACCGUCAACACGAACCAAGAAAACGUGAGCAUCGGUAAUCGGGAAAAACAAAUUAUCUCUCACAACCAGACGGAAGACGCCCUUGAGAACAUCAAAGACCCCGGAGACGACGUGGAUAGUCGCUCUAAGGGCAAGCCUGAGGAGGACGAUUCUAAGGACGACGACUCUGUAGAAGAGGGUUCUAAGGACGAUAGUUCUGUGGACGAUGGUUCUAAGGACGACGGUUCUGUGGACGAUGGUUCUGAUUACUCCACAAGCGGACCCUUGUUACCGCAGCUCGUUAACUCUUCAGAACCUGGGACCCAUAAACGAACCUUCUUUGACUAUGUCGAUGUGUUUGACAUCGAUUACACUGGCUACCGCCCCUAUGCUUACCGUCCCUUUGGCAGCUACGGGUACUCGCCUUACUACUCCUAUGGCUACGAUCCCUUUGGUUUCGACUACCUGUGAGACCUGUGAAUCCAGCCUUAGUAAAGACCCAGAAUAAUACACAGUAAACGUCUCCGUCGCCGCUGUGCUGGUAAACACACCCGUCUCUACAUCUGGAAAUGUUCCCUAGUAAACAGUAAUAAGGUUAGACGGGUUUCUUCUUACAUAAACAGAAACCUGCUACAGGAGAAGACAGGUUUCUGCUCUCACCCAAAUCUGUAUCUGCAUCCUUCCAGGGGUCCUCAUAUCACUUUAUAGUUUAAUUUCAUUAAAUGUCAAUGAUUCAGGUAUUUUGUUUCUUAACGCUUAUCUUGAGAACAAUAAA